Suillus paluster is the source of this 2108-nucleotide messenger RNA. RefSeq lists its product as uncharacterized. The record is from RefSeq and is a predicted model, not a curated record. The transcript has 2 exons. Gene Ontology annotation, molecular function: protein binding. Bases 138 to 1793 code for a protein of 551 amino acids. Lineage: Eukaryota; Fungi; Basidiomycota; Agaricomycetes; Boletales; Suillaceae.
CGAGUAACUGUCUUCGGCACACGUGCAACUUCCAUCGAGCGCGUCAGUUAGUGCAGUACAUACUGUAACCAGGUCUUCGCCUGGCUCUUUCAAAACCCUCAUUCAGUGCCAGUCGCGGAUGACUGCACUGGAUAUUCAUGCUUGCAGGCUCCACGUCGAGCCUCAGAUUGUCGCCUGCAUUAUCACAAACGCCAUGUUUGUUUCGUCAGGUUCAACAAGUUUUCGCUCGGCAGCAGGCAACGUCUCACACUUUCCUGGCCCAUCGUCAUAUCCACAUUGCUCACAGGAUGAAAGAAAGAGCUCCAGGAGAGGUGAGAUGUGCUGUGAGCGAGCACAAGGUAGACGACGCACUGGUCAGGAAUACUGGAUUAGUAGAUCAUCCAGACACAGUUACACAUCAGACACGCGUUUUAAAACCAUCUGGGCAGGAUGGCUUGAUGCCCCACGUCCUGCAACCCACAGACGGGUCUCCACUUGUCGAGGCCAUCUACAUUCCCGUUGGCAUCGGUUCAACUCACGGCCAACAAAGCCCACACCAUCAUCACUCAAAUCCCCACCCCACUGGCCAUCAGGAUCCCAUAGACUCACUCGAAGAAACACCACCAGACAGAAUGAAGACGCGGAAAGAAUUAUUGAACAACUUACUGAAAGCUACCUCGAUGACAGACGGGUGGGAGGCAUACCACACCUUGGCUGUCAUGUUCCCUCAUCAAAUUCAUCACCUCUCCGGAGCUCCCAAGAUACCCCAGCGUCACCUCCAUCAUCUUGCCCGCCUUCUUGCCUCCACAAAACCUCGAACACGAACCCUUUUCUUACGACUUUCUGCUGUUUUGACCAUGCUACACCGGUCUGGUUGUCGCAUUUACCUAUGGGAGUGGAAUGCUUUGUUAGACUGUGCAGGAAAACGAUGGCGGAAAUGCAGUCUCGAAGACUACAAGGCAGCUGUGGAAGUUUUCAGUAAAAUGACCACAUUGCAACCCUCUGAGAACACAGGCGACGACGAGAAGCUGGCCGCAGAGCCCGACUUUGGGCAGGUGCAGCCCGAUAUCAUUACAUAUACAACCCUCCUCUACAUCGCCGGCCGCUCGCUUCACCCCAGCGCCAUCCGCCACGCAUCUAAUCUGCUCAGAGCCUCAGGGCUACCACCAAACCGCAUCACGCAUUUAUCCUUGCUACACUACUAUACACGAACCAAACAAUUAUCCGGUGUUCGGUCAACCCUCCAGAAGAUGAGAGAGCAAGGCUUCGAGCCUGGUCUGGAUGGGAUCAACGCAUGCAUAUGGGCCUACGGCCGGAAUGGGCAUAUGGAUGUCGCUUCAACAAUUUAUCGUGUCCUGCGCCACAAUUCGCAGCCGGAACUCGACGUAGGCGAAUACGACAUCGAGGCAGCUGUCAAAUACCUGCUAGAUGUGGAGGGCAUCGCCAUUCCGGACGACGUGAUACCGGACGAGAUAACGUAUACCGCUUUGAUCCAAGCCUUUGCCUAUCAUGGGCAAUUUAUGAAGGCGCUUCAUGUCUUUGUAGAUAUGCUCUCUACGCCUAAUAGGGAACCGAAGGCUCCUACAGAUCAGGAGACAGGCGAACCUUUACUCUAUCAGCCAACGCUUGCCGCUUUCCGUGGAAUAUUCCUCGGUUUCGCCCGGCAUGCCCAGAAACCAUUUUCGCUAAAGACCCCUCCCGGUUCUUUAUCGGAGCGCCUCCGCCCAAUCCAGAAGAGUGAUUGGAACCUCGAAAAUCUCCAUCAGGUGUUCCAGGCUUUUAUGAAUUUGCCUGCUGAACGUCAAGCCGAGUGAGAGGCUGAUCUAUUGGAUCUUGGUAUCUUUUGGCAAAGCCAGCGGAAAUGAUGCGGGAAAGCUGCGAAAAGUGUUUUUACAAGCUCGAGCAGCGUUUCGGUGGCGGGAUGGGGUGGUCGAUUAGACAGGACUGCGCAAAAGUAUCUUUGGCGAUAACGGGAGUGGUGGGCGAUAGAUGUGGACAACAUGUCUAUUCACGUACUGGUACAUACAAAUCCAACGCUAAUAUUUGUACAGUUCGGCAAUUUGGUGAUGAUACAGUGAUUCGAAUCAUGAGAUCUGGUCGUCACCAUUCUCCCUCCUCCACUGGACAAA